This is a messenger RNA of Anthonomus grandis grandis, 3163 nucleotides long. RefSeq names its product piwi-like protein Siwi. The record is from RefSeq and is a predicted model, not a curated record. Bases 176 to 2953 code for a protein of 925 amino acids. Gene Ontology annotation, biological process: regulatory ncRNA-mediated gene silencing. Lineage: Eukaryota; Metazoa; Arthropoda; Insecta; Coleoptera; Curculionidae. Gene Ontology annotation, cellular component: P granule. Gene Ontology annotation, molecular function: protein binding; piRNA binding. The transcript is spliced from 13 exons.
ACGCACACUUCCGUUCCGCCAUUACAAAUAAACGUAAUGCACAUUGCUCAACAAACAACAAACCCACUUUGUCGUUAACCGUGUCGGAAGCAACAGCUUGGCGGUGGAGAAAAGUGAAAACACGUUUAUUCUUGUGAAGUUUAUUUUCUUUUGAAAAGCCUUCAGGUGUGAAACAAUGAGUAGUAGAGGAAGGGCACAUGGUCGUGCCAGAGGAACCCCUGUGCCUGGGGGUCAACAACAAGGUGCUGCUCGUCCAGGAGGUCAGUCUCAACAAGGGCCACCUCAGGGUGGAGCAUGGGGUAACAGGGCUGGAGGACCUCCUCCCCAACAAGGGCCUUCUUCUCAGCAAGGUCCCCCACAAUUCCAGGGACUACCUAGCGCAUGGUCAGGAGGUGGAAGAGCUCGUCAACAGCCACCAUCUCAACAGAAACAACCGACUCCACCAGUGAGCUGGGGAGCUAGACCGCCAGCACCUGAAGUUCCUACGCAAACUGUUGGACGUGGCUCCAGACAAGGUGGCGGAGAUGAUCGUGCAGUUACAGGUGAUGUUCAACAAGUUGUUCAAGGGGGAGACCAAGGAAACCUGGCGAACAAAAGGGGAGGAGGUGGAAACGGUGUUCGCGGUCGCCAGGACAGAAACCAAAUCAUUAACACUAAACCUCAACACAUUCAAACCAAGAAAGGUGUUGAUGGUACAUCAAUUCUUGUGAAAGCAAACUAUUUCCCAUUGAUUUCUGCUACUAAAUGGGGUCUGAAUCAGUACCGUGUUGAUUUCAAUCCCAACAUCGAGGAUACAAGAACGCGUAAGAAGUUGGUUGCUAUUGGCAUUCGACCAUUCCGUGUUACCGGAUAUCUUUUUGACGGCACUGUCCUUUGCACACCCAACAGACUGCACCCAGACCCAUGCGAGUUCACUGUUAAGGAUGAAGUCACUGAACAAAAUGUCCAGGUAAAUAUACGCAUGGUGGGAGAAAUAGCAUGGGGUGAUUGGACCUACCUCCAGCUGUUCAACAUUAUAAUCAGAAAAUGCUUGGCCUUUAUGAAGUUUCACUUGUUGGGACGAAACUACUUUGACCCUACUCUUAAAGCAACUUUACAUGAGCACAACUUGGAAAUUUGGCCCGGUUUCCUCACAGCUAUGAGGCAAUACGAAAAUAGCAUCAUGUUGAACGUCGAUUUGUCUUUUAAGGUUUUAAGAUUGGACAAAGUUUACGAUCUGCUUUUGGAGUGUGGCCAAUCACGAAACCCGAAACAAGAGUUUCAACAGAGAGUUAUUGGUGCUAUUAUACUCACUGAGUACAAUAAUAAAACAUACAGGGUAGAUGACGUGGACUUUACACAGAAUCCUAACUCUAAAUUCACAAAAAGAGAUGGUUCACAAAUUUCAUACGUAGACUAUUUCCAAGAUAGAUACCACGUUAGAAUUAAUCACAUGGAUCAGCCACUGUUGAUUUCUAGAAGUAAACCUCGCGAAAUCAGAGCUGGAAUGCCGGAGUUGGUCGUUUUGGUACCAGAAUUGUGUGUUAUGACUGGCUUGACCGAUAAGCAAAGAGAAAAUUUCCAAUUGAUGAAAGCCAUGGGAGAGCAUACACGGGUUAGUGCUGGAGACCGUAUGCGUAAACUACUCAAAUUUGCUAAGCGCCUACAAGCUUGUCCAGAAGCGGUAGAAGAAGUGCGACGUUGGGACUUGCGUCUCGCCGACAACCUAGUUGAAAUCCAGGCUCGCGUUAUGCCCCAAGAACCCUUACUGUUGCGCAACAAUCAACCCAUUACCGGAGGAGAUGAGGCCGACUGGACAAGAAAUCUGAGAGUAGCUCCUAUGUAUUCCAUAGUAAAUAUCGAGAGAUUGGCCAUAAUUACACCACAAAGAUCUUAUGGGGAAGCUAAUGAAUUUAGCGGAAUCCUACAGAAAGUCGGCAGAGGGAUGUCGAUGACCAUUAACAGUAAAAUAUUUUCUAUUAGCGAUGAUCGACCGCAGACCUAUUUGGCUGAAAUAGAAAGAUUGGGCGGAUCCAUGCAGCCGACAAUGUUCAUGGUUAUAUUACCCAACAAUUCUGGAGAUCGUUAUAAUGCCGUUAAAAAGAAGUGUUAUGUUGAUCGAGCAUACCCGUGUCAAGUCAUGGUGGCACGUAACCUUAGGAGCAAAGGAGUGAUGUCUAUCGCGACGAAGGUUGCAAUUCAAAUGAAUUGUAAAUUGGGCGGCGCGCCCUGGGCUACAACCAUGCCAAAACGAAUCAUGGUUUGCGGAUAUGAUGUGUGUCGCGACACAGCGAACAAGGGUAAAAGUUUUGCAGGAAUGGUUGCUUCAAUGGACGCCGCAUGCUCAAGAUAUUACUCUAUGACUGUUGAACACGAACAUGAGCAGGAAUUAAGCACCAAUAUCGCUGCUUACAUGUUCAUGGCCUGCAAAAGAUACCAGAACGAGAACCAAGGGGCUUUACCUGAUCGCAUUAUUAUAUACAGAGAUGGUGUUGGCGAUGGACAAAUUCCGUACGUUAAAGAACAUGAAGUUGACCUUAUUAAACAAAAACUAGCUGAGCUCUACACCGAUCAACCACUGAAAAUGGCAUUUAUUAUUGUCUCCAAACGAAUUAACACUAAGAUCUUCCGCAGUCAAGCUGGUCCCAAGAAUGACUUUAAUCCUCCACCAGGAACAGUUGUUGACGAUGUUAUCACCCUCCCCGAAAGAUACGAUUUUUACCUGGUCUCCCAAUGUGUCAGACAAGGAACAGUGGCGCCCACUAGCUAUAACAUUAUCGAUGAUUCCCUGGGCAUCGACGCCAAUAAGAUUCAAAGAUUUACUUAUAAGAUGUGUCAUAUGUACUAUAAUUGGUCUGGUACAGUGAGGGUACCGGCACCGUGUCAGUAUGCUCAUAAGUUAGCAUUCUUAACUGCUCAGUCCCUACACAGGCCAGCCAGUGCAGCCCUCAGCGACACUUUGUAUUAUUUGUAAAGUGUUCCUAUAUUUGUAAGGCGUUUUUAUAUUUUAAUUUUCCAGAAUUUUGCUUUUCUUUCUCGACAUUUAUGUUUUAAGAAUAUAUUUUUUGUUUUUAGUGGGUAUUUAUUAUACCCAUGUUACUUAGGGUAUUUCCUCUUACUGAGCACUCACGCGCGGUUUUAGAAUUUAGUCGUUUGUUACGUUAAUUAAACGUUUUUUUUAAGA